GCUGCCACUGUUCUCAAGCACGGGAAGUAUCGCUCGGUGGUCCCGCCUCAUCAUGGCAGCUGUCGCUACAGGAGAGACGGAGUCUCUGGGCCCCGGUGGCGAGUUGCCGCCCUGUCAGGAGACGGAGGUAGUGCAGGACAGCCCCACAGACAAACAGGAGAGCAACAGUCGUGAGCCAAACAUGGUUGACUCGCUGGCAGAGGCCGGGGAAGAGAAGCCCGUAGCUGCUGCAGAGGAGGCCGCGGACGAGGCGGCAGAAGAUGCUGCUCCAGCGGCCAACCUGGAGGUGGCCGCCUCCAAAGAGCCAGAGGUCAACAUUCCUUCGGAAGAGAGUGAAAGUGCAACCAAAGAAGCGAAAGCGGAGCCCGCUGAAGAGAACCGGUGCUUGGUGGUCGAGUGUGAGAAGAGCAAGGCGGGCAGUGAUGAGGCUGACAAACCCAGCAGCGGCAGCGCGGAGCUGGGCGACAAGAGGCGUCCGAGCGUGGAGAUGUCAUCCUCGGACGGAGAGCCUCUGAGCCGCAUGGAUUCUGAAGACAGUAUUAGCAGUACCUUGAUGGAGAUGGAGAGCACUGUGUCCAGUGGACGCUCCACACCUGCCAUGAUGAACGGACACAGCAGUGGCGCUUCCUCUGGUGUGAAGACGGUGGCCUAUGCUUGCUGUUGGGAUCUGUGUCCGCAGUACUUCAACUCUAGUCCUGAUCUGGCUGAGCACAUUAGAGGCAUUCAUGUGGAUGGACAGAGAGGAGGGGUGUUUGUGUGUCUGUGGAAAGGCUGCAAAGUGUAUAACACUCCGUCCACCAGUCAGAGUUGGCUGCAGAGACACAUGCUAACUCACAGUGGAGACAAGCCCUUCAAGUGUGUGGUUGGUGGAUGCACUGCUAGCUUUGCAUCUCAGGGAGGACUGGCUCGCCAUGUUCCCAGCCACUUCAGCCAGCAGAGCUCGUCCAAACUGUCGAGUCAGGCCAAACUCAAAGAGGAGUCGCCAUCGAAAGCUGGCCUCAACAAGAGGAAGAAACUCAAAAACAAACGCAGGUGCUCCCUACCGAGGCCCCACGACUUCUUUGAUGCCCAAACUAUGGACGCUAUCCGGCACCGGGCAAUCUGCCUGAACCUGGCCACUCACAUUGAGGGAGUGGGCAACGGGCACAGCGUGGUCUUUCACAGCACGGUUCUGGCACGGAGGAAAGAGGGUACAGGGAAAGUGAAAGUCCUUCUACAUUGGACACCUGAGGACAUUGGUGGCUCAGUGGAGGUGAACAUUGGUACCAGCUCUUUCAAAGAGUCGUCUGGAAUGCUUCAGUGCGGUUCUGCUGAAAAGAUUUUUAGAGCUUGAGUGCACAGACUUGAUGGUGUUCAGGGAGCGGAGUAAAGCCCACAUGCUAAUAACAAGAAGAAUGUGGACCAACGAGGGAGAAAGUCCAUCACACUGUUAAUGUACAUGAGAUUGGGCUGUGUGGUGAAAGAUAAAAAGGAUAUGGUGAACAAAGUGGUUAAACAAGCUUGAAUCCUGACGUGUUGACGUUCACUUUAACAAAAUAAUAAAAAAAAAAGUAGAAUGUUUGUUCUGAACACUUCAAUGCCUCUUCCUGUCAUCCAUCCUCCUCUUCUUUCUUUCCUCCUUCUCUGAUCCACCUCUGCUGUAUCCUUCCUGCCCCGUGUGUGGGAGUUUAAUCUGGCGCCUAGAGAAGUAAUGAGGGGGAGAAAAAUGAAGUUUCGAAUUAAUCCGGAGAGUCUUCCCUCAUGAACUAACAGUGAGACAUGGAUGGAGAUUUAUGGUUAGACUAGAAAACAUAGUGGGUAAAUAUGUGAGGAAAAACAAGUCAAGUAAAUGACAGCAGGCGGUUAGUGCCCAGUUCCAAUGAAGGGACGGGCAAGAUACUCUCAUGAGCACAUAGGCCAGUGCAAGAAACAGAAUUUAUUUUCUGUUUAUCAAUUUGUUGGUUGUAUUUUGGGGAUUGAUGCAAAGUGGUUUGGGUCGUAUUUAUUCAAACUUUGAUAAAAUUGCUCCAGUCACUUCCUUAAUCCUGGUGAGAUUCUGUACCAGCUGAAACCCUGGUCUAGCGAGGAAAAUGCCUAGAAUAUGUGCUAUGUGGGGUGACUAGACCUGAUGCUUCCCCCUGGUGAGGUGCUCCCAACGUGCUCUUCCAGGGCGAGGUCUCCCUUUUGGAUACCAGGCCUUUCAGGUGUCAUAUGACAUAAUACUGAAACCAAAUACGCAUCACUAGUGAUGGGUUGCUGAGGUUUCGAAACAGCUAUUACAAUGAAACCUCACAUCAUUUUCAAACCAAGUGCGCCAUCUGGUGGCCUCUGAAAAUGAGGACACCAUUUGAUCAACCUGCAAUACUGUUUCAUGAUGCCUCACCUAACCCAUCACUGUGCAUCAUAUUUUCUACUUGCUAACCACUUCAUGUGCACCUCGUAAUAUAGUCGACAAGCACUCAAGUACACAUGUUAAAGGGCCACAAUUUUUCUUUUUUCAACAAGUCAACAGUCUGUUAAUUGAGGUUUUCAGGUGAUAUGAUGUACUACUCCAAACGUCUGCCCUUUCAUCUUUGUCUAGCUUAUUUGCACUGUCCACUUUUCCUUUAGCAUUGAACUUUGAACUUGUCAUCUUUUUCAGUAAUGCUGGCGUGAAUGCGUGCUGUACAUUUGGAUGUCAGUUAUUCAAACAAUACAAUCACUGUUCAACAGUUUUACUGAAAGAAAGUCUAAUGACAUAACUGGAAUUUUCAACAUUGUAACAUGCUAAGAACACUUCAUGUUGUGACUAAACAAAGUGAGAUGAGAAAUGUGAACUGUCAAUCAGUCUACAUAUUUACGAUCAUGAACCUUCACCCUGGACUUGUAUUGUUUUUUUGCCUGGCUUUUUAGCUGGGUCUGGGUAGUUUGAGUUGAGCAGCCUGAUGGUCUUAUUUUAGCAAGACUUUAGUGAAAACUAUGUAAAAAAAAAUCCCAAACUAGCCUUCUGACUUAAAUAAAAUAGUUUCCCAACUAUUUUCCCUCCUUAAUAAACACUUAAUAAAUCAUGCUGCAGCACUCAUCCCUGUUUGUCUUGUUCCUUCUCAGUGAACUCAUUGCUGAAACGUGUGCACUUUGCAUUGUUUUUUAACCUUCAAUAUGCAUGUGCAUAUCGUAGAUGUUGGCUUCUCUUCUUUCAGAUGGUAUUUGAUUUGUUUACAUAGGCCUUCGAGGAGUCAUUUAAAGUCAUUUAAAACGCGCUUGUCAAAUCAUGUUGUCAGCGCACUAUUGUCAGUCGAGGGAUAACUGGUCAGGAGCCAUAAAUAAUCCGCUGGGGCAGCCAAUUGCGGGUCCUAUUGAGGGACUAGGAUGUGAAAUAUUUGCAUAAGCCUUGUCAGACGCGUCAAACGCCCUGGCACAGUCUUUUUAUUUCUAAAGGCAUUUUGGCUAGCUUCUGGUGGGCCUGUUACUAUUUCCCUGUUGAGACAUGUAACAUUGCGAUUCAUUGCGACUCCCCACACCAAGGUCAAUCUGUAGUGCGGAACUCAGUGAACAUGCCCGCUGCUCGCCCACCAGAUCAAUUAUUAGCCCGGUGAAUGUGGGAAGACAUGUUUAUUAAUACUCAAGCCCGCCAGUCACUUUCUGCCUGACACUCAUUAACUCCAUUUGGAUUAAUCACUAACUGACAAAUGGUGAACCACAGAUCGGGGUGAACGCUGUGGGUGGUGAUGGAGGGUGAGUCUGAAAACCAAAACGGCAUGUUUUUAAAUAAAUGGUUAAGAAAUGUUUUGAGUGUUUUACGUACAUUCAAUUUCACAUGUCCAAAUGUCACUGAGGAGUCUGAGAAUGGAACAGCCUUACUAGCUUUUAUAAGAGCUUUUAUAGUGUCUCUCAGCAGGACAUACUACUUGAAUAACUCGUGGUUUCAGUCAUUGUCAGAAGGAUGUUUAAUAACAUUACCUCGUAUUUAAGACAAAGCCCUAGCCACCCUGCUCAGGAAAGCCAUUUUUUUUAACCUGAAGAAAUGAAAUAUAUUGACGCAUAAAAGUCUUAUAUCCAGGAUCACUAUUUCGGUGAAAGUUCUGUCUAUGCCUUGUUAGUAAACUUUCCUCAGAGAUAUGAAAAUAAACAUAAUUCCUGUGACAGUAAACACUUCGCUCCAAGCAGGAGUUGAUAAUCGUGUGAAUAAAAAGUUGCUUACCAUCUGAGGGUGGGUUAUCUAUGUGUGUCUUAAUAUGAACUCCAUUUAUAUUAAAAUUGGGAUUUGUCCCCUUGAGAUUUGGGAUGACACGACGAUCACUGCGCAACACUUUCCAAGCCAUAAGAAACUCCUUAACUGAACUGUGACCAUUAGUUCACCAGUCUGAAAUUGAGUAGAAAAGUGAUUCAGGAGUCAUGAAGUCUCAGUAUUUUUCCUUGGCAGGGUUUGCUGCCACUGACCUUUGCAAGGAACUGAAUCAGCCGCACUCUCUCCUCCGCACAGUGGAAUCAUGCUGGUUGAAGACCUGACACUUCGCAACUAUUUUUUUAAAAGUUACUAACCGAAUUUGACACGUUUUGCUGUGGCCUGAAGUAAAAAUAGAAAGGGUCAUCUGUGCUUCUGGCCAUGACUUGCUUUGGUAGUCAAGUGGAUAUUUAGGAUUCGCCUUUGUAGUUAACUUCAUUGCUGUUUAAAGUAACUCAUCUCUAAUUCUCCUCAUUUAUUUUUCUGUCCGCUCUUACCAAAACAUUUUGUUUCUCAGGAAAACAGAAGGGUAGAAUUUCACUUUGCUUUUUUUUUUUUUUUUUUUGUUUUGUCCUCCAAAACCUCUACAUCCAAAUCUUCGCUGGCUGUAUUUAAAAUCAUAUAUUUAAAAGAGAUUUUGUAGUUGCAGCCUUAUAUGCAUGACCAUUGCGCCCCCUUAAUUGACAGAGCCAAUUUAUUAUUAUUAUUAUUUUUUU
Molecule: messenger RNA, 4899 nt
Organism: Synchiropus splendidus (mandarinfish)
Lineage: Eukaryota; Metazoa; Chordata; Actinopteri; Syngnathiformes; Callionymidae
Product: zinc finger protein aebp2-like
Exons: 7
Coding region: 53-1333 (426 amino acids)
Biological process (GO): regulation of transcription by RNA polymerase II
Cellular component (GO): ESC/E(Z) complex
Source: RefSeq, a predicted model, not a curated record